This is a messenger RNA of Lobosporangium transversale, 1446 nucleotides long. RefSeq names its product 1-aminocyclopropane-1-carboxylate synthase. Lineage: Eukaryota; Fungi; Mortierellomycota; Mortierellomycetes; Mortierellales; Mortierellaceae. Gene Ontology annotation, biological process: biosynthetic process; amino acid metabolic process. The record is from RefSeq and is a predicted model, not a curated record. Gene Ontology annotation, molecular function: transaminase activity; pyridoxal phosphate binding. The annotation marks the transcript as partial. The transcript is spliced from 7 exons.
CAUUGUGACAUUUGCUCCCUCAUUCUUUUUAUUUUUCUUUCAAUAAAAAUAUCAUCGCAAUCUUAAACAAUAAGUUAAUUGUUAUCGCGUCUAGAAUCAUGAACCUGAAGCCUAAUCUGUCGAUCCGCGCCCAGGAAAACCUGCAAGUACCCAAUAUAAUGCUUGAUGGCAUCAAAAAGAUCUAUAACAACAAGUUUCACUUAACAAACAAUCCAUCGGGCAUCAUUAAUAUGAGUGUUGCUGAGAAUCAGCUCAUGACAAAGGAGCUUUCAGAGAUUAUGGGGGUUGUGAACACUGCGGAUCCCAAGUUCUUUGGAUACUCUGAAGGCCCUUUUGGAACCAGAUUCCUACGCGAUUGUUUUGCAAAUAACAUUUUCAAUCGCCACUUUAAACCCCACGAGCCUAUACGAGGUGAUCAUAUUGUCCUCUCAUCAGGAUGCAGUGCCACUAUAGACAACUUUACAUUCUCUGUAUGUGACCCAGGCGAUGGAGUUUUGUUUAUCACCCCUUAUUAUGGCGGUUUUGACACGGACAUCAUAGCCAAGGCUAAGGCUAAGGCCAUUCCUGUCUAUCUUGAAGACAUUUCUCCAUUUGAUGUGGCUCAAAUCAAACCCCUUCAAGCUGCCGUUGACAAAGCUUUUCAGGAGGGAACAAAUGUUCGUGCUUUAAUAUUGUCCAAUCCCCACAACCCCCUUGGAAGAAAUUAUACGCGCGAAUUGAUUAUUGAGUAUCUCAAGUUUGCAAACAAGAACCGGCUACAUAUUUUGUUUGACGAGAUUUAUGCACUCUCAGUUUUUGAUCACCUGCUGACUGGUCAAGCCAAGAAGCAGCAGCCUGAUAAUGCACCGUUUAUUUCAGUCUUGUCUAUACCCAACCUUGAAGAGUACUGUGACAAGCAGUUGAUCCAUGUUGCCUACGGCAUGAGCAAAGAUUUCUGCCUGAACGGUUACCGUUGUGGUUGCCUUGUGUCCCCGUGGAACAGAGACCUUUUGGAGGCAAUGCGUUCAAUUGCUGUUUUUACCUGGAUGUCGUCGGUAACAGAGGGAAUGCUUACAGAGCUUCUUUCAGACCCAGAGAGAAUCGACACUUUUAUAAAGACCAAUCAAGCUCGCCUGGCAGAGAGUUAUACAUAUACGGUAGAAACGCUUAGCAAACAUAACAUCUCCUUCACACCGGCACAGGCCGGACUCUUUCUGUGGAUUGAUCUCCGUCAAUACAUCCCUGCGCCAUUCAAGACCGCAGCUUCACAUGGUGAUCGAGAGGCAGAGUUCCUACUUUGGAGGACCAUGUUAGAUCAGGGUGUAUAUUUGAACCUAGGAGGGGGCUUUUCAGAGAGAAAGGUUGGAUUUUUCAGAUUGACCUUCUCACUUCCUUUACCGAUACUGAAGAUGGGCCUGGAUAGAGUGCUUAAAGCCUGUCUGGAGACUACUGUCGCCACAACAUCAG